UUUUUUCCCCCCUGUCAUUGUCAAUAUACCACAUAAAUUUAUAAAUAUAAAAUUUUUCAAAAAAAAAAAAAAAUUAAUUGUCAAACUUUUUUCCGGUUCACUGGAAUUCUCGUCUUCCUCAGCGAGCUAACGAGCGAUAAAAAUCCGCGAUAAUAAAAAUAUAAUAUAUUUAAAAAAAAACAAGAUUCGUAUCGGAGAGAAUUUCGAGAAUGACUAUUUCGACAUUAACCGGUCCUAGCAGCUGGAGCGAAAUGCAGGCCGAUAUCCGAAAAUUAUUCGAACGGGACACGAUUGACAUUGAUGUCCUGAAGAAAGUCAUGGAGAAUUACGAAUCCAACGAGAAUGAAUGGGGACCUUACGCCUACUUCGAUCCUUACAGAUACACGCGAAAUUUGAUCGACAAAGGCAAUGGCAAAUACAAUUUAAUGCUUUUAUGCUGGGGACCAAACAUGUCUAGCAGUAUCCAUGACCAUUCAAAUUCUCAUUGCUUUGUUAAGGUGCUGCAGGGACGCUUGAGCGAAGAAUUGUACCACGUGGUAAACGAUUUCGACGAAGCCAAGAUGUACCAAACCGGACACAACGUAUACGUUAAAAAUCAAGUUUCUUACAUCAAUGAUACUAUCGGUGUCCAUAGGAUGUCCAAUCAGGACAGCACGUCCACAACGGUAACCUUACAUUUAUAUUGCCCACCUUUCGAAUCCUGUCACACAUUUGACGAAAACAGUGGAAAAAUAAACACCUGCAAUGUCACCUUUUUCAGCCAAUAUGGCACAAGGAUAGGAACGAAUAUCGGACCAGACAUGGAUAGAAUAAAUCAAAACCCUGUAGGCGUCACGCCUUCAUUUAUCGCUACGAAAUAGUUCAGAAUAUUCGCUCGACUUAUCCUACAAGACUGGAAAACGCGAUUUUUAUUUUAUGAUUUAGUAGAUAUAUAAAACAUGUGUAAACUACGAAUCAGGGAAUUCGAUAUACAUUCUAAUUAAAUACUUCCUAGAUUUAUUUAUUAUGUAUACAUUAUUUAUUAAGCACUUGUAAAAGGUUUUUAAUAAUUUUAAUGCUUAAAAUAUAUACAAGUUUUUUUAAUUUGUGAAUAUAUAAUUUAAUAUAAUUUCG
This is a messenger RNA of Gordionus sp. m RMFG-2023, 1113 nucleotides long. RefSeq names its product cysteine dioxygenase 1-like. The transcript is spliced from 6 exons. The record is from RefSeq and is a predicted model, not a curated record. The coding region runs from base 210 to 860 and encodes 216 amino acids. Lineage: Eukaryota; Metazoa; Nematomorpha; Gordioida; Chordodea; Parachordodidae. Gene Ontology annotation, biological process: L-cysteine catabolic process. Gene Ontology annotation, molecular function: ferrous iron binding; cysteine dioxygenase activity.